Molecule: messenger RNA, 1068 nt
Organism: Limanda limanda (common dab)
Lineage: Eukaryota; Metazoa; Chordata; Actinopteri; Pleuronectiformes; Pleuronectidae
Product: 6-phosphofructo-2-kinase/fructose-2,6-bisphosphatase 2-like
Exons: 10
Coding region: 16-1068 (350 amino acids)
Biological process (GO): fructose 2,6-bisphosphate metabolic process; fructose metabolic process
Cellular component (GO): cytosol
Molecular function (GO): fructose-2,6-bisphosphate 2-phosphatase activity; 6-phosphofructo-2-kinase activity; ATP binding
Source: RefSeq, a predicted model, not a curated record
CACAGAGAGAGAGUAAUGGACGACUUCCUCAAACGCAUCGAGUGCUACAAGGUCACUUAUCAACCGUUAGAUCCUGACAACUACGACAAGGACCUGUCGUUUAUCAAGGUGAUAAACGUGGGCCGGCGUUUCCUGGUGAACCGGGUGCAGGACUACAUCCAGAGCAAGAUCGUGUAUCACCUCAUGAACAUCCACGUGCACUCUCACUCCAUCUACCUGUGCCGCCACGGAGAGAGCAACCACAACGUGGAGGGCCGCAUCGGGGGGGACUCCGAGCUUUCUCCUCAAGGGAAACAGUUCGCCCACGCCCUGCGAGACUUCAUCGAGGAGCACCAACUGUGGGAUUUGAAGGUUUGGACGAGUCAACUGAGAAGAACCAUCCAGACGGCGGAGGAGCUCGGGGUUCCUUAUGAACAGUGGAAGAUUCUCAACGAGAUCGACGCUGGUGUGUGUGAGGAGAUGAGCUAUGAGAUGAUCGAGAACACUUUCCCAGAGGAGUUUGCUUUGAGAGACCAGGACAAGGAUCACUAUGGUUACCAAGGAGGAGAGUCCUACCAGGAUCUGGUUCAGCGACUGGAGACGGUCGUCAUGGAGCUGGAGAGACAGGGCAACGUGCUGGUCGUCUGCCACCAGGCCGUGAUGCGAUGUUUGUUGGCGUACUUCCUGGAUAAAAGUGCAGAAGAUCUGCCGUACAUGAAGUGUCCGCUCCACACUGUGCUCAAACUCACAUCUGUGGCGUAUGGUUGCAAAGUGGAACUGUUUUAUCUGAGCGUGGAGACAGUGAACACACAUCGAGACCGGCCCCUUGAUGAAACCCUGAGGGACUCUGCUCUCGUACCUCGGCGGAAUAGUUACACUCCCUUGUCCAGUCACGACCAGGUCAAGCGUCCCAGGCUCUACAGUGCAGGCAAACCGCCCUGGCUACCGCUUGCCCCCACGCCAUCAGCUCUGAUGCCAGAUGGCAAAGCCAAGUUACCCCAAAUAGGAAGCAGAUGUCUGAGUCCCUGUGUGAAGGAAUCGACUUUGACAGCUCCGAGGAAACUAGUGGCUGUGUCCGCUUCUGAGUGA